AUGGCAAACGCCGCAGACAAACCGUCCGCCACCGUGGACAGCUUCAAGGCCCGGCUUCGCAAAAAAAAGAUUGAGCGCGGCCUCCCAGUCUCGCCGACGCCGUCGGAACUUGCGCGCGACAACGUGUUGGAAGACGACGGCACGGUGCUGUACAACUUGCUGGGCCGUAUGAUCUCGCUGCACCCGGGCAACAUUGUCAAAAAGGCCGGACGCGCCGUGCGGUUGGGCGAGGCCGAUGCUUUGAAAGUGGCGGCCGCAGGGGGCGUUCCUGUGCCCGACGUGUUUGGGACCGAGGUCACGCCCGAGGGCCGGUUUCGCAUCUCGAUGAGCUACAUCGAAGGGCAGACCCUGGAAGCGGCUUGGCCCUCGCUCUCGGAAGACGACAAGACAUGCUACUGUCGACAGGUCGGGGCGAUCCUGACGGCGAUGCGCGCCAUUCCGCCCCCCGACCCGAGCUUCAUCGGCGCCUGCGACGGCAAGGAGAUCCGCGACGGCCGGCUGUACAGCACAUACAUGUCACCCGUGUGCGCGGACGAGGACGCGUUCAAUGCCUAUCUGGUCUCGAGCAUCGCCCCAGCGACGCCCGACGCGGUGCGUGAGGCGUUCGUGCGCCGGUUGCAAAGCCAGCCACGGCAUCGCAUCGUCCUGACCCACGGCGACCUGGCACCACGCAAUAUUAUGGUCCGUGACGGCCGUGUCGUCGCGCUCAUUGACUGGGAGGAGGCUGGAUGGUACCCCGAAUACUGGGAGUAUGUCAAGUUCUUCCAGCGCUCAACGGCCAUGGAAAAGGACUGGAGAGCACAUUCCAAGGACAUUUUUGACGAGGCGUAUCCGGACGAGCUGGUUGACUACAUUGCCGUUUCCAAGUUUCAGUACCCAUAA
Molecule: messenger RNA, 882 nt
Organism: Sporothrix brasiliensis 5110
Lineage: Eukaryota; Fungi; Ascomycota; Sordariomycetes; Ophiostomatales; Ophiostomataceae
Exons: 1
Coding region: 1-882 (293 amino acids)
Source: RefSeq, a predicted model, not a curated record